UUUUCAUCUUCUUGGUAUCUCAUUGGGAAGUGUCGUCGUCUUGUCAUAUGAUCAAAGAAAUUUCAUAAAAAAAUCUUGAAAAAAUGUUAAAGAAUUUAAUAAUCUUUGCUUUUUGCAUUAUUGCAAUUAACGCCUCUGGCGAGCUAAACAUUCUAAAACAUCCCAACUCUAUCGCCUUCAAAGGCAAUGAAAAAUUAGAGAGUGAAUCUUUGGGCGAUGUUUUAGCUGCCUGCAUGGGCAAAUGGGUCGAUGACGCCCCGACCAAAUGGAAUGCUCUAUUUGUCAUUGAUCCCUUCGAUCUAGCCGACAAAACUCUAACAAUUGUUGUCGAAGGCACAGAUCAUUUAAAUUUUAAUGACAUCAAAGUUAAGUCAUUCAAAAUGAUUGGCAAUUCUGCUCAAGAUUCAAUUAAUGCAGCCAGUUCCGAUAUGGAAUCAUCUGGCACUCAAACGUACGCAUUGGACACUAAUCAGUUUAGCGAAUCGCUGAUGAUGUUGGAUGAUGUUCCAAAUCAAAUUGCUCCACUCAAAGGAACCAAUAAUUUGAAACCCGAAUUGCAUUCGGAAGAUAAAGAUUUGCUCACUAAGUUGGCUUAUAUCAAAGAAUUGGCUACCAAAUUCUUGACCUCGAACAAAACACAGUCAAUGUUUAAUAUUUUCAUUGACUUGAAUUCCCUUGCCAAGGCGCAUGGAGAGAAAUCGGCGGCUAUGGCUGAUGCCUUGAAAAUUGUUGCCAAGACAAUUGCCGAGAUCACGAAUUCGGCUGGCGAAGAUAGUUUGGUAGCUGUUGUAGCCGAGAAGGCUGAAGCUAAUCGUGCCAAGCGAGAGACUGUCGAUGGUGCAUCGGCUAAGGAUCUUAAUCUAGCAACUUACUACAAUGAAGAUUAUCCAGUAAUCUUUAAUAUUAUCCUUUGGUUUAUGGUGGUGUUGGCAUUCUCUGUGCUAGCAAUCUGUUAUGCCAUUGGUUCAAUGGAUCCUGGAAGGGAUUCAAUCAUCUAUAGGAUGACUUCGACUAGAAUGAAGAAGGACAACUAAGAGAAUAUUUUCUUCUUUUUUUGUUUUUCUUUUUUAAUGUCGAGAGUGCUGACUAAAUAGUAGCAUUUUGUUCCAUAAAAAUAAUUAUAAAUCAAUUUCUAAUCAAACAACAUAUAAACUGUUAGAGAAGUAUUAAAAAAUAGCUGGGCUUAUUAUAAAAAAAAAAUAAAAUAAUAAUAAAUAGAAUUGUUAAAA
Molecule: messenger RNA, 1229 nt
Organism: Episyrphus balteatus (marmalade hoverfly)
Lineage: Eukaryota; Metazoa; Arthropoda; Insecta; Diptera; Syrphidae
Gene: ATP6AP2
Product: ATPase H(+)-transporting accessory protein 2
Exons: 3
Coding region: 84-1034 (316 amino acids)
Biological process (GO): positive regulation of Wnt signaling pathway
Cellular component (GO): membrane; external side of plasma membrane
Molecular function (GO): signaling receptor activity
Source: RefSeq, a predicted model, not a curated record